Syngnathoides biaculeatus (alligator pipefish) is the source of this 1309-nucleotide messenger RNA. RefSeq names its product E3 ubiquitin-protein ligase MARCHF9-like. Gene Ontology annotation, biological process: protein ubiquitination. The record is from RefSeq and is a predicted model, not a curated record. The transcript has 5 exons. NCBI's taxonomy places the organism in Eukaryota, Metazoa, Chordata, Actinopteri, Syngnathiformes, Syngnathidae. Gene Ontology annotation, molecular function: ubiquitin-protein transferase activity; zinc ion binding. Bases 208 to 1062 code for a protein of 284 amino acids.
ACGCACACUCGUCAUCUUUGUUCCUGUUGUGCGUAAUUGCCAUCGUCCUAUCCACGUCACAGCAACGGUACCGCGGACAGACGCCGUGAAAGAGAAUCUUUUGUGGCGUCGUAACGAAGUCGUUUCAAAGUGAGUUACAGUUCUGCAAUCGAUGGCUUCUCCCCUAUUGGCUUCUCGUGACCCUGAGACCGAGCUCCAGGCUCCAGCAUGAGGGGGGUCAUCGGAGGAUGUUCUUGGCCGCCGCACACUCGCUCUCGUCGGGGAGAGGAGGAGGAGGAGCAGAAAGCUCACCGGGGGCCCGGGGGCGAGAAAACUACGCACCUGCAGCAGGAGGACACUGCCUCCCUGCAAAGUCUUUCAGAAAAUGGACUGCGCAACCCGCAGUGCCGGAUCUGCUUCCAGGGCUCAGAUAAGGGGGAGCUGUUGAGUCCCUGCCGCUGUGAUGGCUCUGUCCGCUUCUCACACCAGUCUUGCCUCAUCCGCUGGAUCGGCGAAACGGGCUCCUGGCGCUGUGAGCUCUGCCGCUUCAAGUACCGGGUCUUUUCCGUUUGCACCAAGAACCCACUGCAGUGGCAAUCUAUUUCACUGAACUUCAUUGAAAAGGUACAGAUUUCAGCCGUCAUCCUGGGCACUCUGUUCCUCGCAGCCAGUUUUGGUUGGCUUAUGUGGUCAUUUGUCAGCCCCUAUGCAGAAUUCCAGCACCAGGAUUAUAUCUUUAAGAUAUUAUACGGCAUGUACAUCUUCAUGGAUUUUGUCUGUAUAGGACUUUUAAUCCAACAAGGACCGGCUGUUUACCGGAUCAUAAGGCGCUGGCAUACAAUGAACCAGAAGUGGAAAGUGCUGAAUUAUGAGAAAAACAAGGACUUGACCAGUUCUGACAGCAAAAGUGGUGGUGGUGAAAACGGCACCGCAGAGGUCACAGACAACGGACGGGGGUCGAGGCGACGUUUGAGGUCUUGCCUUACACUUUAUGUUGGUAAUACUGUUCUGCGCAUCGUGAACAGGCUAAGACCCAACCUCACCACCAACCACGAGGUCAUCAUGAGGGUGACCACCGUAUAGCAGGGUCAAGAGCAAACAAGUGAACUCUGGCGGUGUACCUAAAACACCACCAUGAACCUAUUUUUUCUCUUUUUUUUUUUGCACACAGAAGGGCAAAUUGUUUGCGGCCAAAGGGUGAAUAGAUUGGUUAAAUCAAAGUCCCGAAGCCCACGUACACAAGUAAAAUGAACAAAUCAAGACUGUUGGACAAAAGACUGCUGGAUAAAAAAGUAUAAUUUUCAAGACUGUUGAAUAAAAGUAUUGGGUA